This is a messenger RNA of Glycine soja, 528 nucleotides long. Its product is annotated as thioredoxin-like protein CXXS1. The record is from RefSeq and is a predicted model, not a curated record. NCBI's taxonomy places the organism in Eukaryota, Viridiplantae, Streptophyta, Magnoliopsida, Fabales, Fabaceae. The coding region runs from base 1 to 381 and encodes 126 amino acids. The transcript is spliced from 3 exons.
AUGAAAGGUCAACAACAACUAAAAAAAUCUAAGGUGGUGAAAAUUGACUCAAGAAAAUCAUGGGAACACCACAUAACUAAUGUAACCAAUAAAGGCUACCCUGUUAUGAUUCAUUUCUCUGCUUAUUGGUGCAUGCCUUCAAUAGUUAUGAAUCAUUUCUUUCAACAACUGGCCUCCACCUAUCAUAAUGUUCUCUUUCUGAAUGUUGAUGUUGAUGAGGUCAAGGAAGUUGCUUCCAAGUUGAAAAUUAAAGCAAUUCCUACCUUUUGUUUGAUGAAUGGAGGAGCUCCAAUGGAUAAAAUUGUGGGUGCAAACCCUGAUGAAUUAAGGAAAAGGAUCAGUUGCUUUAUUCACCAGAAACAUUCACCCAAGUCAGUGUGAUGAUGCAUGAACGAACACAUUGAACAGUUGCUAGAGCUGUAAAUAUGGCCCAUUAUGUUUAUUAUCUUAAUAAAAUAAAGUACUAAAUAAAAUUGAUUCCUUGUAUGUCACAAAUUCCAAGUGGUUGAUCUUUUAUUAAUUGUAUAU